Hyaloscypha bicolor E is the source of this 1740-nucleotide messenger RNA. RefSeq names its product MFS general substrate transporter. Lineage: Eukaryota; Fungi; Ascomycota; Leotiomycetes; Helotiales; Hyaloscyphaceae. The record is from RefSeq and is a predicted model, not a curated record. Gene Ontology annotation, biological process: transmembrane transport. The coding region runs from base 106 to 1707 and encodes 533 amino acids. Gene Ontology annotation, molecular function: transmembrane transporter activity. The transcript has 9 exons.
CAUGUUCUCAAGCUUCUCCCAACAUAUCAGCAAACCCGUUUGGUUAUAUCCAGUCUUUAGUGCUCUCCUCUCUGUUUUUCCGGCUAUCUAUUGAUAUCUCAUUGUAUGAUGUCUUCGACAAAACACUCCUCAGAGAUUGCAACGGAUUCCGUGGAUUCGACGGCGGGAAGCGACCCCGAGAAGGCAGCUCCAACCAGCAUUGAACAGAACGACACUGACCUCGACCACAUUGGUGAGCUCGAAGGAUACGUUUUAGAUGCGCAAGCAGGCGAUGCUUCGUCGCGGCAUCUGAAAACCACGAAGGACGGCUCCACAAUUUUGAUUCCCCAGCCAAGCUCAGAUCCCAACGACCCGUUGAACUGGAGUCAAAAUAGGAAAAAUGUGAUUCUCGCAGUCAUAUCAUUUACUGCCUUCCUCCCUGACUACGGAUCAGCUACUGGCGCAGUGACGCUGAUACCACAAGCGGCUAUCUGGGGAAUGACAGAAGAUGAGGUAAAUCAUUCCCAGGUUGGCAAUGUCUUUAUGCUUGGCGCAGGCGGUGUUGUUGCCGUAGCCCUGUCUGCCUAUUUUGGGAGAUACCCAGUGCUGUUCUGGUUCACUGUCCUCGCACUCGCAACUUCAACUUGGUGUGCUGCCGCUGCCACCUUCGAGUCUUUUAUGGCAGCACGAAUCCUAUAUGGAUUUUUCAGCACCGUGGCACAAGGGGGUGGUUUGAUGUUCAUUAAAGACAUGUUUUACUUCCACGAGCAUGCCCGCAAAAUCAACGUUUGGGCAGCAUUCAUCAUCCUAUCGCCCUACUUCGGACCCUUAUUUGCUGCCUUCAUUAUUUCGACUCAAAAUUGGCAGUGGGCUUUUGGUGUGUAUACCAUUGAGACAGGUCUAUGCCUCAUAGCCAUCAUUUUGUUUGUGGACGAGACCUACUACGAUCGCCACAUCCCUCUAGAGUCUCAACCGCCGCGCGGUUCAAGGAUGAUGCGUAUGAUCGGCGUGUCCCAGUGGAAAAGCAGGAAUCUCCGCAAUACUUUUGGUCAAGCCAUGUCGCGGCCUUUUAUUGUGCUUUCAAAGCUUCCUGUCGCCAUUGCUUCCUUCUACUACUUGAUCACAUUCGCAUGGGUUGUCGGAAUCAAUACAACACUUGCUAUCUUCCUGACCCCUCUCUACAAUUUCGGGCCAAGACAGAUUGGCUUCUUCUAUUUUACACCAGUCGUUGCUGCCACGUUAGGAGAGUUGGUUGGCCAUUGGCUUCACGAUCUGGUCGCGCGUUGGUAUAUGCUCCGUCACAAAGGCCGUCUUGAAUCGGAGUCACGUCUCGCAGUCAUUUGGCUCAGCACGCCGUUUAUGCUGGCUGGCCUCGUGCUACUUGGGUUCGCCCUUGAAAGAGGAUACCACUACAUGAUCGCCUCGCUUGGUUGGGGAUUGUACGUCUUUGGUAUUAUGAUUACAACCGUGGGCUUGAAUGCGUAUGUGCUUGACAGUUAUCCAGAGGCCUCUGGGGAAGUGGCGUCGUGGUUGAAUUUUGCACGAACAGCUGGCGGCUUCAUUAUAUCGUAUUUCCAGGUUACCUGGGCAAAUACGAAAGGCACGGAGCAGUCUAUGGGAGUGCAGGCGGCAAUUUGUGCCGCUGGACUUGGGCUUAUUAUAGUGCUGCAGAUUUUCGGAAAGAGAUUAAGGAUUUGGAGUGGACCGUCUCAUUUCAAGACAAAUUAGAACGGUCUCACUCCCGGGCAUAUUUUGCCCCUU